Molecule: messenger RNA, 2131 nt
Organism: Coffea arabica (coffee)
Lineage: Eukaryota; Viridiplantae; Streptophyta; Magnoliopsida; Gentianales; Rubiaceae
Product: protein ZINC INDUCED FACILITATOR-LIKE 1-like
Biological process (GO): regulation of stomatal closure; transmembrane transport
Cellular component (GO): plasma membrane; plant-type vacuole membrane
Molecular function (GO): solute:potassium antiporter activity
Source: RefSeq, a predicted model, not a curated record
UUUUUUCCAUUGACAGACAACAUGAGAAUGACUGACUUGAAAAUGAGAGUUCUGAUAAAUAAUUUUGAUCCACAGACCAUCCAUGGCUAAGCCCUUUAUUGGUUCCUAUAUUUGCGUCUAGUUAUUUCAUUUGUUUGAUUACAGACAGGCGGUGUGGUAGUGGCGGUGGUGCAGAGAAUUUGGUAAGAAAAUGGCAAACAAUGGGCUCCAAGAAACACUGCUGAAGAAACAGUACCAUGAGAACUGCCCUGGUUGUGUGGUGGAUGAGAUGAAGGAGAGGCAGGAAGGUGUGCCCAUCAAGAAGCUUUUAACCAUGGGGACCAUUGUGCUAUCUGCAGGUCGUGCUCUGACAUCUUUUUCUCUGUCUUUGGUUGCUUCCUCAGCACUACCAAUUGCAUCUCUUUAUCCAUUUCUUUAUUUUAUGAUAAGAGAUUUCCAUAUUGCAAAGAGGGAGGAAGAUAUCAAUUUUUAUGCAGGCUAUGUUGGUGCCUCAUAUAUGCUUGGAAGAACUCUGACUUCCAUAUUUUGGGGAGUAGUGGCUGAUCGAUAUGGUCGAAAACCUGUCAUAUUCACAGGGGUUAUCGCUAUAUUUGUUUUCAAUACUCUAUUCGGUCUUAGUUUGAACUUCUGGAUGGCAAUUGGUACAAGGUUUCUGCUUGGUGCAUUGAACGGUUUACUCGGACCAAUGAAGGCAUAUGCAAGUGAGAUUUGCCAUCACAAGUAUCAAGCUGUGGCACUCUCCUCUAUCAGUGCAUCGUGGGCCAUAGGUUUGAUCACUGGCCCAGCUUUGGGAGGUUUUCUUGCACAGCCCGCAGAAAAAUAUCCUGCCACAUUUUCUCCAAAUUCUAUCUUUGGCAGAUUUCCAUACUUCCUGCCGUGCCUUUGCAUAUCGCUCUUUGCAUUAAUUGGGGCAAUUUGUUGUUUUUGGCUACCGGAGACGUUGCAUAUGCACCCUUGUAAUAGUUCACCUUCUGAAUCAUAUGAUGCUUUGGAGGCUGCACUACCAAAAUUCAACUGGAAAACAGAAACAAAAGAUGGAAGAGAAACUGCUUCUGCAAAAAGUCUCUUGAAGAAUUGGCCAUUAAUGUCAUCCAUAAUAGUAUAUUGCAUUUUCUCCCUUCAUGAUAUGGCUUAUUCAGAGAUAUGUUCAUUAUGGGCAGAAAGCCCCAGGAAGUUUGGAGGUUUAAGUUAUUCAACUCAAAGUGUUGGUGAAAUUCUAACAAUUACAGGAUGUGGACUUUUAGUUUUCCAACUAUUUUUGUAUCCAUUUGUGGAGAAGAUGCUCGGCCCAAUUAACAUUGCUCGAAUUUCAGGAAUAUUGUCAAUACCUCUGCUGACAAGCUACCCCUAUAUAGCGAUGCUAUCUGGAAUUGCCCUUGCAGUUGUCCUCAAUUGUGCAAUACUGUUGAAAAGCGUCUUAUCUACCUCCAUUAUCACUGGUUUGUUCAUACUUCAGAAUAAUGCUGUGGAACAACACCAAAGAGGUGCUGCUAAUGGCAUUGCCAUGACAGCAAUGUCAUUGUUCAAAGCUGUAGGUCCAGCUGGUGGAGGUGCAAUCCUUUCUUGGGCACAAAAGCGUCAGCAUGCUGCCUUCUUUCCAGGUGUACACUUAGUCUUCUUCAUCUUGAAUGUAAUUGAGGCAAUCGGAGUAUUGAUGACCUUCAAACCAUUUUUAGCUGACUGGAGUCAAUAUGAGUCGCAGAAUUGAAAGUCAUGAUUCAGUUGAACUUCCAUAAUGCAAUGAAUCAAAGCGCAUAUUAAGCAUGAUUCUUUUGCACAGUAGUUGGUGCUGAAUCUGGUGGCACCAGAAUCAGAAUGCUCAUACUAACUGGUAGAGAGAAGGUAAUUGCUGCCGUUGUUGGGAGGGGAAUCAUUGUCAUAAGGUCAUUCAUCACUUGGAAGCCAUUAGCAUUUCGAAAAUGCAAAGUUUCAGUUUACAGGUCAGAUAUAGAUAUAGGACAUGCAUAUGAAGAUAUAACACUUUGUUGUAAUUAACUUUGUAUAACAAUGAAUUACCAAAAUAAAACACAUGUAAAUAUAUGUAAAUAAAAUAUAUAUGUAUGUAUGUGUGUCUGUAUGUUAGUAUGUUAAGUAUUUUUGUCCAAUCAGUUAGGCUUCAGCUACCAAUCAA